Ictalurus furcatus (blue catfish) is the source of this 1624-nucleotide messenger RNA. RefSeq lists its product as uncharacterized. The record is from RefSeq and is a predicted model, not a curated record. NCBI's taxonomy places the organism in Eukaryota, Metazoa, Chordata, Actinopteri, Siluriformes, Ictaluridae. The transcript has 6 exons. Bases 77 to 847 code for a protein of 256 amino acids.
UGGACACUGUGUGUGGAGAGUCGUGAUCUGUUCAGGGUGGUGUAACAGCAGUAGCGAGGUUGAUUAAAGAGUAAAGAUGAGUGUUAAUUUUGCUAAGUGUGCCUCAGUGUUAAUCACAGGGUCGAGCAGAGGUCUGGGUCUGCAGAUGGUCAAACAUUUAGUGGGAAUUUCUCAGAGACCACAGAAGAUCAUCGCCACUGCCAGGAGCCCAGACACAGCUCAGGAGCUGCACCAAAUUGCCAAAUCUCAUCCUGAGGUUUAUAUCGUGCCUUUAGACGUGGUCAAUGACGCGAGCAUUGAAGCUGCGGUUCAGGAGGUGUCGAGCAUCGUGGGUCCUGCGGGGUUAAACUGCCUGAUCAACAACGCGGGGAUCCUGAUUCACUCGGACCUGAACUCGGAGACGCGUGACUGCAUGAUGACCACGUUCCAGUGCAACACCGUCUCGCCGCUCUUCGUUACCAGGGCGUUCCUGCCGUUAUUACGAGCGGCGGCGGUGUGUGCCGGCGGUGUGAUGAGUGUGAACAGAGCUGCGGUGAUUAACGUGUCCUCUCUCCUCGGCUCUGUGGAGCUCAACUGGGGAGAAGCAAGUGCUUAUAGAGUUUACGCUUACCGAGUGUCAAAGGCGGGUCUGAACAUGUUGACGAGGUGUUUGGCGCUUGAUCUGCAGUCGGACGGGAUCCUGUGCACGGUAGUUCAUCCCGGCUGGGUGCAGACUGAUAUGGGAGGAAAACAGGCGCCGCUGACUCCGCAGGAGAGCAUCUCGUCUCUGUUAUCCGUCGUUUGUGCGCUGAGUGAAAAGGAUCAUGGGCAGUUUUUGGACUACGAGGGGAAGAACUUGCCGUGGUGAACACGCGGCAGCGACACGCAGCACGUCAGCGAGUCCGCCACAGAGAGCUGGAGAUUUUCUAGCGGUGUUUUUAGAAUGAAAUAUAAUCAGGUGCUGGAUCAUGAUUUUAAUAUUAAUCAAUUAAUAUGAACAAAUGAGUCAUUUCCUGGAUAUGAUCAACCUUAUUUGCAUAUUAAAUGUGUGUUAAGUGCGUUACAUUAAUAACUAACUGAUUUAAUAACAUUUUUGUGGGUUUUCACUGCUAAUAAACCCGACAUUCGUCUUAAUUGAUGUAUCAGAUCUGAAAUUCAGGGGUUUUUUAUGUCCUUUAUGGCAUUAUGGAUGUCUGUGCAGUAUAAAUAAUAAAAGAAAAUUCCGAGUAUUGCUUUAUUUUUUAAUUCCUGGAGAACAAAAUGGAUGAUUGAGUUUAUUUUUAACCAUUUCAUGCAAAAAUUAUUUACAAAAUGUUACAAUUCAUAUGACGUACAUUUUUAAAGUUUUUUUUUUUUUUAAGUUACAAAAAUCUGUAUAUGUAUUUUUAAAGGUAUGACUGGUUUUUAAAAAAGUAAGUGGAUUGUCCAUGUGUACGAACACGUUGAGUAAAAAAGUUCUGAAGUUCUUUUUACUUCUUUUGUGUUUAUAAAGAAAAAUGACUUACGUUCAGCUCUAAAAUAUUUCACAUUGACGACUAAAAUGGUGGAAAAUAUUGCUGUUAAAUAAAACGUAGCAGCACGUUUGAAACGAACUAAAUGUAUGCAGUUCAGUUACAGAAUCUCAAAAUGAAAUCUAAAAUAAAAA